AAAGCUUUUUGUAUUUAUUUGGCAGGUUUUAACCUACUGUUCUACUUGUGCAUUGUGUGAUGAAAAGGCUCUGGCCUAGAAGGGUGCAAAGUGCACUGCUGGUAGUACUACAGAGCCAUGACUUAUUAGCCUCAACUGUGGACAUCUGUAUUUCAUGAAGGUCUUUUGUGGCAUAUGCUGACUGUGAUCAUUCUGUGUCAUCGAUCAUUAUGCAAGGGGAAUAGUGAUAGCAGUGAAGAGGCUCAUGUUAAGACAAAGAAAUUUCAAAAUGCCUAAUCUGGUUGUAGGACUUCUCUUUUCCAUCUUCAUUCUCCAUUGCACCUUGGCACUGAAGGGGCCGAACAUAUGCACCAAACAGGAGACGCAAAUCAAGUCAGUCCGAGUUACAUAUCUGCAGCCAUACCAGGUGAAGACCUACACAUGGUGCUUUGCUAUUCCUCCAAGAUGUUCGAAGUUCAAGAUCAAACAUAAGGUUGCUUACAAGACUGAGGCUGUGGCAGAGACGAAAACCAUUGAGCUUGUGAGAAUGGAAAGUGGGGAGCUGGAUGUCAGAAUAAUUGUGAAUGCAAAAAUGGAGCCAGAUGUGACCCUUUAUAUGGAAACUGCACCUGCCUUGAAGGCUGGUCUGGAACACAUUGUGAGGCACCAUGCCCCAAUGGGACUUAUGGACUGGAGUGUCAGGAGACAUGUCGAUGUAAGAAUGGCGCUAAGUGUGAUCCCAUUUCUGGGGCAUGCUCUUGUGCUGCUGGGUGGACUGGACCACUGUGUGAAGACCCAUGUCCAGAAGGUACUCAUGGAGAACAGUGUGCAUCUGUGUGCAAUUGUCAGAAUGGAGGAACCUGCGAUCAUAUCACAGGAAAGUGCAACUGUACUGAAGGCUGGAUGGGAGACGUGUGUGGAAAUUCUUGUCCAAGAGAUCGCUGGGGACUUGGAUGCAAGAAUCGUUGUACUUGUCACAAUGAUGGAAUCUGCAAUCCAAUCAAUGGGAGCUGCUCAUGCCCUCCAGGUUAUCGGGGACUACAGUGCGAGAUGCAGUGUCCUCUUGGUCGGUUUGGUGUGGACUGUCGUGGUGAGUGCCUAUGUGAAAAUGGAGGAAUUUGUUCUCACAUUGAUGGCACUUGCACAUGCAAGGAUGGAUGGACAGGCCAACUGUGCCAGGAACGUUCUUGCCCUUCACACCUCUAUGGACAUGACUGCUCCAAAGUUUGUGACUGUGAAUCCCUCAACACUGAACUUUGUCACCCAUGGAGUGGUGAUUGCCGGUGUAAGCCUGGUUGGGAUGGUUCACGUUGUUCCAGGCCUUGUCCAACAUACACCUUUGGCAAGAAUUGUGAAAAUAUGUGUGACUGUAAAAAUGAUGCAUUCUGCAAUGCUGAGGAUGGCUCCUGUGUCUGUGCUCCUGGUAAGUGACUCCUUUUCAAAAGUUACAGAGGUUCACUGUGUGAAGAGAAGUGCCCUGAAGGACGAUUUGGUCAAAAUUGUAGCCUCACAUGCAGAUGCAAAAAUAAUGCCAACUGCUCACAUACUGAUGGCCACUGUGACUGUGAAUCAGGCUGGCAAGGUCAGCAAUGUGAUGUGCCAUGUUCAGCUGGUAAUUAUGGAGCCAAGUGCCAAAAAACAUGUUCAUGCCACAAUGGGGCCUCAUGCAAUCAUAUCACAGGUGCCUGUACAUGUGCUGCUGGCUACAAGAACAACAGUUCCUGUCAUCCACGUGCCGGUACAUGUGUUUGUGAGAGGGGAUGGACUGGACCCAACUGCAAUCAACCAUGUUCUGCUGGAUUCUAUGGACAGAAUUGUGAAGAACCUUGUCCUGUUUGCUACCAUGGAGAAUGUGUUUGUGUGCCUGGCUGGAGAGGGGAAACAUGUGAGGAGCCUUGCUCUGAGGGUACCUUUGGCCUUGGCUGUUUACAGAAAUGUACUUGUCUGCAUGGAGGCCAGUGUAGGGCCAAUGAUGGCCAAUGCAGGUGUCCUCCUGGAUGGAUGGGUCCUCACUGUCAGGAAGGUAUUUUGUCCUGAGGGCUACUUUGGAGAUCACUGUAUUCAAGCAUGCCAAUGCCCAAAUCAGAAUUUCCGCUGCCAUCCAGUAGAAGGUUGCACAUGCAGAGCAGGAUACACAGGCAAAGAAUGCAACAUUCCUGUGGUGCUGCCAAACAUUCAACCUCAUCCUGAGUCACGGGAGAUCCAGGGCUCAAGCAGUGGUGGAUUGAUAGCUGGCAUUGUGGUGACACUUCUGGUUAUCCUGGUAGUAGCUGGACUCAUGUUCUAUUACAGACGAAGACUGUACCAUCUCAAGACUGAGCUCCAGCAAGUCUACUUUCACAAUGCUCCUCCUCCUGAUCAGCGACACUUUGACAACCCAGUGUAUGAAUACCAAGCAACAUCAAAGCCAGAUGUAAAGCUCAACAACGUUCGUGUGCACAACAAUCUCAACAAUCCUCCAAGCAUGAAAGAGAAUAUAAAUUUGGAGUGGUCAAAACUUGGAAUCCCUCCUGGAGAAGGAGCAUCUCUAGAUGAUGAUCAUUACAACAGUGAUGAAGACAACGCAGAGAAAGGUGCCUGUGGUGGAGCAGAUGGAGAAGUCUUUGAAUAUGACUACCCAAAGGGAUCUCUCAGGGCAAAGAUGAGGGAAGCCGAUCGAACAAAUCCAAAUGUAUAUUCCUCAAUUGAAGAAUUGAAAGGAGAAGCCAAAAACUCUGAGCAUCUGUAUGAGGACAUCAAAGUGCAAAAGAGAGAGGCAGACUCAGGGAUAGAAGAUGGUCCAGCAUAUGAUCAUCUGAAUCACAGCCGCCCUUCAAAUGAGAUGCUGGACAACUACCAGCGCAUGCCAUCCUUGUCUCCUUCAACUCCUCCUGAAACAACUUUGAGGAAGCAAAAGGACAGCAAGCCUUCACUCGCUUCCAUACCAUGACAGCCCUCAUUCCUCUCGUCUACUCUCUCAUAAUUACCCUGAUCUCUCUCUUUCAUCCUGUUUCCAUAUUCCAUCCAACCAUAGAGUUUCUUGUGAAUUUUAUCAUUUGUUUGUGUGCCUUGAUGUGGUACUGUUCUAUUGUUUUUCUUUCAUUCUGUGCUGGUCAGCAUUCCCCCUUGCUAGUCAUUCUCUGACCGAUUCAGAACAAAGCAUGAUUCUGUACUAUCAGAAGUUUUAAGUGUCUUGAUUUCACUUUUUAAGCAUCUUCCUUCUUUUGGGUCUCUCUUUCUGUAUAUGAUUACUUUUCAUCAGUAUUUUUUUCCAUUAUUGACAACCAAUGUCUGCUUGAGGAUCUGGUAUAUGUGAUUUGUAGCAAUUCAGCGUAUAGUAUAUUGAUGUUUAUUUGAAUUAUUCUGGUUUCCUGCAUCAUCUCACUGAGAGCUUGAUUAGUAUUGCAUGUGGUUUUAGAUUGAUUAAAGUAACAAUGUGAACCAUGCUAAUUGAAUUCCUAUAGAUUGCAGAAUUAGGUCUGAGGUUUUGCCUUCUGCAUCUUGAUUAUGGUGAUUUAGUUAUGUGCCGUCCAUGGUGAGGUGGUGCUGGAAAUAAGACUUACCUCCCCAAAACUGGAAUUUCAUAUUGUGUGUGCUAGGUUUGCAUGACAUUUUGAAGAUAGCUUUUGAUGAAUGCGUUUUUAUGGAAUUGUUUUCUCAUAUCAUGUUGCCCUGUGAUGAAAAACAUGUUCAGGAUGUUCUAUGUUUGCCCUGAAGAAGUAACUGAAGUUUUAUCAUGAUGCAUGGGAAUCAAAAGCAUUCCCAAUGCCAGGAUGUUUGCCGCAUGCAAUACAAAAAUAAAAUUGCUAUAUUCUCAUUUCCC
Molecule: messenger RNA, 3781 nt
Organism: Darwinula stevensoni
Lineage: Eukaryota; Metazoa; Arthropoda; Ostracoda; Podocopida; Darwinulidae
Source: the annotation of a GenBank genome assembly